UCUUCGUGGAGUCUCGCAACCUGUCGGAUCUCAGCUGUCCCCUCGCAUUGAGAGUUGAGUUGAGAGGAUUUGACAGAUUAGAUUGGACCGAUUUGGUUUACGCUUCACUGCUAUCUGGACGCGGACGACACAAUGCGGGCAGCUUUUUUGCCUCUGUCCAUUUUAAUAUUCUGCUUGCUGGUCACAGGGGCUCCAACCGGUCAGCAAAAUGUAAACCUUUCCAUUCAGCGAACUCAAAGGGAAUCAGCUCCAGAGGGUGUACAGAUAAGUGCAGUAGUGUCACAGGGAAAUGUACCUCAAAGUAGUGGAUCAGACAAAGAUAAAGAAGGUGGAGAGGCAAAUGCAGUAGUGUCACAGGGAAAUGUACCUCAAAGUAGUGGAUCAGACAAAGAUAAAGAAGGUGGAGAGGCAAAUGCAGUAGUGUCACAGGGAAAGGUACCUCAAAAUAGGGGAUCAGACAAAGAUAAAGAAGGUGGAGAGGCAAAUGCAGUAGUAUCACAGGGAAAUGUACCUCAAAGUAGUGGAUCAGACAAAGAUAAAGAAGGUGGAGAGGCAAAUGCAGUAGUGUCACAGGGAAAGGUACCUCAAAAUAGGGGAUCAGACAAAGAUAAAGAAGGUGGAGAGGCAAAUGCAGGAGUGCCACAGGGAAAGGCAACUCAAAGUAGUGGAUCAGACAAAGAUAAAGAAGGUGGAGAGGCGAAUGCAGUAGUGUCACAGGGAAAGGUACCUCAAAAUAGGGGAUCAGACAAAGAUAAAGAAGGUGGAGAGGCAAAUGCAGUAGUAUCACAGGGAAAUGUACCUCAAAGUAGUGGAUCAGACAAAGAUAAAGAAGGUGGAGAGGCCAAUGCAGGAGUGCCACAGGGAAAGGCAACUCAAAGUAGUGGAUCAGACAAAGAUAAAGAAGGUGGAGAGGCAAAUGCAGUAGUGUCACAGGGAAAGGUACCUCAAAAUAGGGGAUCAGACAAAGAUAAAGAAGGUGGAGAGGCAAAUGCAGGAGUGCCACAGGGAAAGGCAACUCAAAGUAGUGGAUCAGACAAAGAUAAAGAAGGUGGAGAGGCGAAUGCAGUAGUGUCACAGGGAAAGGUACCUCAAAAUAGGGUGUCAGACAAAGAUAAAGAAGGUGGAGAGGCAAAUGCAGUAGUAUCACAGGGAAAUGUACCUCAAAGUAGUGGAUCAGACAAAGAUAAGGAAGGUGGAGAGGCAAAUGCAGUAGUGCCACAGGGAAAGGUACCUCAAGAUAGCGGAUCAGACAAAGGUAAAGGCAACCUACUAGGAAUGACGGAGGAGGAAGAAAGCAGUCACUUCUUUGCUUACCUUGUCACUGGAGUUGUCCUGGUAGCAGUGCUCUACAUCGCUGUCCACAGCAAGCGCAAGAUUAUUGCCUUUCUUUUGGAGGGAAAGAAAUCCAGAUCCGCACGUCAACACAAAUCCACAAAUUACCAGAAGCUGGAGCAGCAGAUGUGAUCCAAAGCUGCCCGGAGGAGCUGAGAAAACACCUUUAACAGGUGGUGGAUACAAGUAACGGAUCUGCACUUCAUAAAAUGACUUGUUAAACUGACAGCGCCAUAUUUUUCACUUUUAAAUGUUUGUCGCAUUACUAUGCAGAUGACAGCAUUGCCUUAUUCAGAGGGUGGGAGGGCGGAUAAAAUAAAUAAAUAAAAAAUAAGUGAGGUAAGCUUGUGGUAUUUUUGCACUUAAUUUUCUGAUGUUUAAUGCAAUCUGGCCUGAGGAAGGUCCUGACUCAGGAUUUUUUAGUAGCAGAUUAGAUGUCUGAAUUUCUGUCUUUACAAUAUAGAUUUCAAUGGGUAUCUGAAAAAGCCAUCACAUAAUGUGUUGCUGUGUAAAUGUCUUAAUUUGUACUAUUUCCUUGAAAGCAAUCAUAUCUGUAGCUGCUAUUGAAAUGUUGUCAGUUCAGUGAACAUGUGGCUGGCCAGCAAUUCUGUGCUCAGUUUCUUCUGUUGUUUUGUUUUUGUUUUUUCUGGCUUGUACCACUUGAUUGGAUGGGCCUGUUGUCCACAGUGUUUUGGUCUCCAUCUUAAACUGCAUUUGACUGCAACCUCUUUGUCUUGGUUGGCACACUUGACCACUUAAAUAUGAAGUUGGAUCUUGUCUUUGGUGUAUUUUUUUUGUACUUGUAAAAUCUGCCAUUUCUGUGCCAAAUUGUUUGAAAAUAUACUGUAAUUUAUUGUGUGGCUGUUAGCGUUUUUUAUUUUUUCUUUGCCACAUACUUAAAGUAAAAAGUUUUUUUCCUAACAUAUUUUGGACAAAUCCAACCACUCCAUUAAAUAUAUAGUUUUAUGGUAAAUUAUUUAAAAUUAAAUACGUUUUUGACCCAUCCUUUUUUUUCACUGUUAGACUAUGCAUCAGAAUUAUUGAACGAUUCAGUGAGUCAGGAGGCACUGCAUAAACAUCCUGCUUUGUUUUUCCAUAUACGAUAUACGCAGUUUGGAGUGCUUCUCUUAAAAUAAAAGCUUUUUGCUAAUUUU
Messenger RNA from Fundulus heteroclitus (mummichog), 2486 nucleotides. RefSeq names its product trans-golgi network protein 2 (gene tgoln2). The coding region runs from base 133 to 1464 and encodes 443 amino acids. Gene Ontology annotation, cellular component: endosome; trans-Golgi network; trans-Golgi network transport vesicle. The transcript is spliced from 4 exons. The record is from RefSeq and is a predicted model, not a curated record. NCBI's taxonomy places the organism in Eukaryota, Metazoa, Chordata, Actinopteri, Cyprinodontiformes, Fundulidae.